Molecule: messenger RNA, 2108 nt
Organism: Solanum pennellii
Lineage: Eukaryota; Viridiplantae; Streptophyta; Magnoliopsida; Solanales; Solanaceae
Product: serine/threonine-protein kinase PCRK1-like
Exons: 8
Coding region: 563-1831 (422 amino acids)
Biological process (GO): protein phosphorylation
Molecular function (GO): ATP binding; protein kinase activity
Source: RefSeq, a predicted model, not a curated record
AUUAUUUGGCAUAAAACUAUUUCUGUCAAAUAUUCGUGAAAAAGAAAAAAAAAUACAGUGUGAAUGUAGUACAGUGUUGAAGAAACUUUCCUUUGUUUUGGUGGGGUAUUAGUAUUUGUUUGUUUGAAUAGCAGACUUCAAAUGCUGCUGCUGCUGCUGCCGUCUGAAGACUUUUCUCAAGUCAUCUAAAGUCUUUGCCAUCUUUGACAAGAUAAAACCUUUUAUUGGAGCUGAAAGUUUUAUCAAAUUUCAAGUAGUACUGCAAUUUUUGAUAAAAAUUAUGGUGUGGUAUCAGAUUUAGUAGAUUAAAGGAACUGUAAAAUUUGAGCUUUUGACUAUUCAAGAACUGGAAAAGAUUGAAUCUUGCACUUUGUAGAUGGUGGAUUUUCUACAUUUCUGAUUGAGAUAAAGUUUAUGCUGUGGGUUCAGAUUUAGCAGCCUAAAGGAAUUGUAAAAUUGGGCUUUUGGCUAUCCAAGAACUGAAAAAGAUUGAAUCUCGUGUCCCGUAGAUGGUGGGUUUUCUACAUUUCUGGGAGGGUAUUUUAGUAGCAUACUUAAGGACAUGAAGUGUUUUCCAUUCUACAAUGCUGAGAAGAAGGAAGAACCUAAAACCACGAAGUCAAAUCCAGUUCUGUCCUCCUCUUUUGGUCUUUUUGAUAGUGAAUUUCGGCAUUCUCAUCGUGAGUCCAGCUCUCAGAAUGUAUCAGAUACCAGCUCAGAGUCUAGAGGAAGGAGCCAAAUUCCAAGCCUAUCAGAUAGACCUUCUGAUCUCAGGGCAUUUACAUUCUCAGAACUGAAAGCAGCAACAAAGAAUUUCAACCGUACUACUAAGAUUGGGGAAGGUGGAUUUGGAUGUGUAUAUAAGGCCACAGUAAAGACUGGUGAGGACUCAUCGAAAAAGAUUGACGUGGCUGUAAAGCAACUUGGUAGGAGAGGAUUACAGGGACACAAAGAGUGGGUGACAGAAGUCAAUGUUCUCGGGGUUGCUGAACAUAAAAACCUCGUCAAAUUAGUUGGCUACUGUGCAGAAGAUGACGAGAGAGGAAUUCAGCGGCUUUUGGUGUAUGAAUACAUGCCUAACAGAAGUGUCGAAAACCAUUUGUCAGCUAGGUCAGAAACCCCUCUCUCCUGGGCAAUGAGGUUAAAGAUAGCCCAAGAUGCUGCUCGUGGCUUAGCAUACCUACAUGAAGAAAUGGAUGUUCAGAUUAUCUUCAGAGAUUUCAAAUCUUCAAACAUUCUCUUGGACGAACAGUGGAAUGCAAAGUUGUCAGACUUUGGAUUGGCUAGGUUGGGACCUCCCGAGGGUCUAACCCAUGUCUCAACUGCGGUUGUUGGAACCAUGGGAUAUGCUGCUCCUGAAUACGUUCAAACUGGCCGUCUUACUUCCAAGAGUGAUGUAUGGAGCUAUGGUGUCUUUCUCUACGAGCUGAUUACUGGUCGACGCCCUCUAGAUCGAAAUAGGCCUAGGAGUGAGCAGAAGCUCUUAGAGUGGGUAAAGCCAUACAUAUCAGAUUCUAAGAAGUUUCAGCAGAUAAUAGACCCAAGGCUUGAUGGUAAGAUCUCAAGGUCAGCUCAGAAGCUCUCUAUAGUCGCCAACCGCUGCUUGGUCAGACAUGCAAAGACACGUCCAAAAAUGAGCGAAGUCCUGGAAAUGGUGAACAAAGUUGUCGAGACAUCAACAGGAAUAGGAAACCCUGGACCACCUGUGAGAAUCGCGGAACCAACUUCACCAGAAUCUACAAGGAAAGGUAAGAGGAAGAUAGAUACCAAACUCGGAGAUGGUAACCGGUUAGUACGUAUAUGGUCAACAAAGCUUACAAACACUUGUUAAUACAAUAGUUUCCAGUAUGCACAAAGAAAAAACAGAGUUGAAAGAAGUUUUAACAGAACAUUUUAUCCAUCAGAGAGAAAGGUAAUGAAGAAGCACAGAUUAUAUAACUAGUUCCCAAUAUGAAUGAGGUCUUCUCCAUUAUUAUCUUAUAUUUAUAUAUAAUAUAGAUGUUUAAAUUUAUAGAGAAAAUCGUAAUCAUUCAAAUGUACAUUCAAAUUUAGAUGUGUUUAACAAAUGAGGCAUAAGUGCUAUUUGUAUGAAGUUAAGCAUUAUUGUC